UCGUCUGCUGAAGUCGGCGCUGUGAAGCAUGCGUGAAUUUUGUUGUGCAAUUUGAGAACACUGCAUUCUGGCUCCGAUUGCUCGGACUCGGAGAGCUCCGAAUCAGUCAAUUGUAAUCCAAAGUUGGGAAUGCUACUUGAUUGAAUUGCGCGCGCGUUUUGUAUGUAUGUGUGUAUGCAUGCGUGUGUAUGGCGUAGUGUACAUCUCACCAUCGUUUCAACCAAAAUAUUAGCUGAAAAAUUACACGAGUGCACCGGUGGACGACGACAACUACGUUUCUUCUGCGCGAAAUUACAGAGUUAUGUCGUGGUGCAUCGUGGAUACGAGCGACAUGCGUACGAAUGAGACACGAGUCUCGGGUACGUUGUUCAUUACGCCAAAUACGCUCAAUUGAGGCGAGAAAAAUUGAGAGAAGAGAAGAUAUGCUCGGUGACAACGCGUUCAGUACGACGAGAUGAUAAUUUUUUACUGCAGACGCGACAGCCCCGAACUUUUCUAGGAAUAGACCAUUUGCAACGCGCUCGGACGUAAUCACUAGCAUUGAGCAAAAUGUCUUGGCUUGUUUGGUCGGCGGACAUCAAAAAGAGGGCUUGCAGAUAUCUGCUGCAACGUUAUCUCGGUCAGUUCCUCGAGGAACUCACGCUGGAUCAGUUAAACGUCGAUUUGUUCAACGGUACUGGACGUGUCGUCAAUGUGAACCUCGACGUGCAGGCUCUCAAUGAAGUAAGCGAGCAACAACAUCUUCCUGUGGAUUUUGUCGAUGGAUUUAUAUCAGAAAUAUCGCUUAGUGUACCAUGGUCAGCAUUACUUAGUGAAGCAAGUUACGUAGAAGUAAAUGGCCUUAGGCUCACAGUGCAACCGCGACAAAGAGUCGAUACAGGAACGUCAAUGUUUGAAUCUAUGUGGAGCUCUAUGACAUCGAGUAUGCAACUUGCUCAGGAAUGUUUGCAGCAAGAUGCAGCCACUGCAGGAAAUGCUCAGCCCCUUGAAGCGGUAGAGCUAUUCGCACAGACUAUAGAUUCAAUUUUAUCUAAGGUUAAAGUGAGAUUCAUUGACACUGUGAUACGUUUGGAACAUGUACCAUUAAAUUCUUCCAUGGGAGUGGCGAUUGAGAUGUGGAUAAAGAAUCUUGAAUAUUCUGACGAGGCUGGAUUAGAUUCCAAUAAAACGUUUCUAAAUCCUGAUGAAUCUCCAAAAAGUUAUAUUGUUUCGGCGUUUUCCACUAAACGAUUUUGCAUGGAAGGUGUAACUUUCUAUACUGACGAAUUUCCGUCUUGUGCCAGAACAUUUUCUAAAAGUGUAGUGACGAGCACGUGUUCCACUCCCGAUUCUAAAAACUCGGACAGCUUGUUUAUUUCUGCACAAAUGUCUCCUACACAAAGUAUGGUGCAAACUCCAUUGGAGGGAAGUACUGUUAAUUGCUCGAACGAAUCAAAUCUGAUCAUGUUUGCUAAGCUAGCGGGUAGACAAGAAGUGAGAUUGAAAAUGAAGCAAGGAGAAGUUGUAUCGGGGCCGAAGGUAGAGUUGGAAAUUACUCUGGGAUCGCUUACUCUGUUCCUAAGUCCCAGGCAGCUGCACGUUUUGUUAGAGUUAGCCCACGGCUUGGCGUCACCGGAUCUAGAAGAUGUCAGUAACAUUGUUCCAAAAAGAUAUUCGGAAAAACCUAUGGGUGGCAGCGAUUUUAACCACAUAGAACGCGAACUUAUCCAUCAGACACAUCCUAUGCAAGACUUAAAGACUACGGAUCUACGAUAUGCUCAAGGAUGGUCUACGGCUUCUGUGGACGAAUCCGAUAACGAGGAUGAAUUUUUGCCGAUGAAGUUGCCAGGAUCCUCGUCGAUGUGCGACUCGAUCACAAGCAACAAUUUCAAUAUGGAGGACAGCAUUUCGACCAGCAGCGUAAGCUCUAAAAGCUCGACAACGAAUCUGCCACAACAUAGUAGAACGUACAAAUAUAACGUGGAUAAUGACACUUCUGCGGAAACUACUCAGUUUCAUAUAAGAGUGUCCUCUGUUGCUUUAGUUCUUUUGCACGAAGAUAUAUUGACGUCGUGUAUGGAACAAAUUGGUCUAACUUCUAGUAGCAUAAAACAGAUGAGGAACAUAGCGAAAGAAUUUUUCAAACAAUUAGGAACAUUUGCAAUGAGUGGCUUUGGAAGCAAAGAUUUUGACUCAGCGUCGAAAAUACUCACGGAUGCUUGUCGACUCAGUCAUAUUAGAUUAUUAGCUGCACCAUUAGUGGUAGAAGGCAGCGAGAAAACUACCAAUCAAUAUUCCGCAAUAUCGGGAAGUUUGACUUUGGCUAGUUUGGAAAUCGUAGAGUGUCUGGUCGACUCCAAUAAUGUCAAUUCGCACGGGACAUCUACAAUAGAAUUUAUUGAGUUGCUAGCGUUUACAAAAGAAAAUUCAGCUACUAUUGGUUUUUCUAAUAAAACUGAUUUUAAACUAAAAUUUAAAUACACAGAAAAAGCUAUUCGGCACGCUCACAUGACGAAAUUUGCACAUCCGCGCACUGAAAUUGACAUUCAAAUGGAACCUUGUAAAGCCGAAGUGGACAUUACAAUUGUAGAUAGAAUAUCCGCUCUUCUUAAUCCGCAACCAAUAUGUAUUUGCAAUCCGACCGGAAAUAGUAGAAACGCUAGUCAGCAAACGAUAUUCGAUCAAGCUGUGGAUAGCACAGUACUAACGGAUUCCAGAGUGGAUGUGAAAAUUUUCUCGUCGUCGUGUACGAUUAAACUAAGUUUUCCCAUACCAGAUUUGAGACCGUUGCAUGAUAUGAGUCGUACGCCGUGGUGGAAGAGAUCCGUGAGGUCUGACUAUAUGAUAAUACAAAUGACGGACGCACAAGUUCACUCCACUAUGGAGAGCCGAUCUCACUAUACAGCAAGACACGAGUUGCAAUGUCGACGACUGUCAUUGUUGUACAUGGAAACUGAGAGCGAUACGCCGAUCGAGAUUGGUCUGGCCACGGUCGAUGAAAAAAACGAUGGCGCGUCGUGUCAACAGGUGAACGACGGCUUCGAUUGGGCGAGAGUGGUGGUCACUGUGUACCCGGAACGUCUUGGUGCUCAGUUAGAGGAUAGUUCGGAGGAGGAGUCGGACAAUGACAAACGAAUUCUCGACGAUAGUUUGGAGAAAACGCCGAAACACGAGCCUUCUCCGUUUACUUCUAGACGAAUUAUGCGCGAAUCUGAUACAUUUCAUUCUAAAUUAUAUGAACACGGCGAAAAAAACGAACAGAGUGACGGCGAAGAGCUUAUUAUACCUGGUAAUCGACAAGAGAUGCUGGAAUUUAUAGAGGCAGCCUUACAUGGAUCUAGAGUGCAACUGGAGAUUAAUUUACCUUGCGCUUCCGUCCAGAUACCCUCUAAACGCAUUUAUGAACAACUUUAUAACCGAUUCAACACCGAUUUGUUUCUAUGGGAGCCGUCAGCGCCUAGGCCCAAGUACUCUAACAUAGAGAGUCACAUUGGCCUCGACUUAGCAUCGACUCUUUUACAGGAACCAGCUUAUGCUAGAUUCAGCAUGUGCAAGAGCGGAAUUCAAUAUAACUCCGAUUCCGAUUCGGACGAAGAUGGAAUAUCCUCUUCCACAUUAAACGAGAAAAAUCACGUACAUCAACACGUACAGAAAUCAAAGGCUCAGAGCAAGUUGGCGGUGAUUUUGAGCAUUAAUCAGGGUCUAUUGUCAUUGUACACUCCUGUGCGCGACUCUAUGCGCAAUGUUAUACCCGGCCAACAAGGAGAAUUAAUCAUUCGUCUGGAAGAUGUCACGAUAUUCUCUGUGACGGCGUAUAAGGGAAACGCGAAUUUGAGCUACGCUUGCGCCAUGAUGAAGACCGCGUCAUUGGAUCACUGCGGUCUAACAACGAGUCCGUCACAGACGCCACCAUUAAGAUGCAUCAAUAGUGUUAAACCUCGACAUUGCAAGAGAACGAUAUACCGUAACGAGUCCGAUAGUAAUAUAGCAGCAAACUCUAGCGAUAAGGACAUGAUAAUGAUUGCAGUGAGGAUACAAGCGGCCCAUCAAACUCACCGUAUAAAGAUCUUUCGAGUCGCGGUAGGCAUAAGCAACGCUACGCUGAGACAUCGGAUUUGUUCCACUGCUACCACGUGGUUCGCGGAGUUUAUGGAUUGUUUUGAUGUAGCGGAUCAUCCAGUUGCCGGUUACACACCACCGGGUGUUCUAACGGAACUGCAUCUGCAUCUGUGGGACUGCGCAAUUGAUUAUAGACCGCUUCAUUUGCCGCUAAAAUCUCUGGUGAUCCUCAACAACUUUAGCGUAUCGAGCAAUAUCACAGCGCAAACCAACACCUCGACAUUGCGUUUCAUCGCGGAAGAUGUUGCGCUUUUUAUAUCGGAUAAAGUGCGCGAGAAAUCGGUAAAUCUCAAGCGGGAUUAUGUUUGCGUGAUGAACUUCGGCUUGUUCGAGUUGUCGUUGCGCCUCAACGAGAGAAUGUAUGGCGGCGCGCCGCGUGUCGAUCUCCGUGCCAGCAAUAACGUGUUGCAUGUUCGCACGUGUUCGGACUCCGGUCGUGCUCUUAUGCAAUUACUCACUUACAUUGCUAAUGACGGUGACUUGCAACAACCAUCCAAUAGCACUCAGAGUAGCAACACUGAGAACAUUCCCACUGUGCCGCCGACGUCUACGAAAUACGAAGAAAAUCUUCUGGGUGUUGAGAGCAUCAACACUCUGAGUAGGAGUCAAGUGGAACGAGUUUACAGCCUAAUGGAAGACGCAUUAGAAGAGACUGUGAAAGGAACAGCAACAGCACAAAACGGAAAUGAAAAUGAGAAAACGCCGAUGAUCGAGAAUCGAGUCGAGUUUUUUUUUCCCAAUGAAUCAUGCAAUGUUCCAUCGCGAGCGACAGAGAUAUGGAAACAUUCGCAGGAAUGCGAUAAAACAAUCGCGUUCACUCCAGAAGACGAUGAUGAUGACGACGACGAGUUUUGUAUUCUAGGAGAAGAGGCCGGUGUUGGGAUAAUUCCGCGCUGCGGAGUACCUGAGAUACGGUCGUUGUGUCAAGAAUCAUUGAGAAUAGUAGAUAAUCACUUUUCCGUACCUGCUACCAAAACCGAUCUGUUGCAAACACCACCUAAUUACCCAGCGCCUAAUUUGAGGUAUACUCUCUGUGAGAUGACGCUAAUAUGGCACAUGUAUGGAGGCAAUGAUUUUGACAAUUCGCAGCCACAAUGCACAAAGCACGUAACCAUUCACGAUAACAUUCGUGCCAAUAUCGCGCAUGGAAGGAGUAAAUCUUCUAUAGGUGCAGUAGGUUUUAAUAAAUCUAGUCCGAACGAAGUGCAGUUUGGCAGCGUGCCUAAUUCACCGCGUGUAACGAAAAACAACGACACGUUGAUCGAUUGGCACAUAUUGGGCGGCCCGGGUCGGCGUCACGACGUGCUGAUGGAAUUGCAACUGAGCAAGAUUCGCUUCCAACACGAGGUCUAUCCGGAGAACACUCGCGAAGCGUCACGACAGGUGCUAUUGGUGCACGAGAUCGAAGUAAGGGACAGACUGGCGUCGUCGCACAUAAACAAAUUUCUUUAUCAAUACAGUAGCGAGGCGAGACCCAGGCAGUCUCACUCCAUUAUGUUUACCAUGAAGGCGGUUCAUGUAAGACCGGAUCCCAGAUUAAGUGCCCAAGAAUGUUGUUUGAAACUUAGUCUACUGCCGCUGCGACUGAAUAUAGAUCAAGAUAGCUUACUGUUCUUAAUACAAUUUUUUAACGAACUAGGCGGUGGAUCAAAACGAAGUCAAGAAAUUUCUAACACACCGAAUAGCUCGCAAUCCACCCCCGUAUCGAAACAAGGAACGCCUACCCAUCAUCCGCCUAUUAUGAGCGUAAACGAUGAUGCGGCAAAGAAUGAUUACGCAGUGAUGAAUAUGUCGCAGAAUAAUAUCAUUGAUCAAAAUUUGUUAAUAUUUUUGGAAGACGAGCUGACAUUCAGAGAGAAUAAAACGAAAACAAAAUCUGUCUACCAAGUGCAUGACAACAGUCAGCCGAUAUAUUUUAGAAGCGUGGUGUUUGGGCCGGAAGUUCUCAUUAGGCUGGACUAUCACGGAAAGCGCAUGGAUUUCACUCACGGCCCAGUAGCGGGUUUGUUAAUGGGCUUGGCGGAACUAAAUUGUUCCGAAUUGAGACUGAAGAGAUUGUCAUACAGACAUGGACUUUUGGGAUACGACAAACUCCUCACGUAUCUGAUUUCAGAAUGGUUGCAAGAUAUUAAGAGGAAUCAACUUCCAAGUUUACUUGGUGGUGUUGGUCCUAUGUAUUCUGUGGUACAGCUAUUUCAAGGGAUACGCGAUCUAUUUUGGCUACCGAUUGAACAGUAUCAAAAGGACGGGAGAAUAGUCCGUGGUUUACAGCGAGGUGCGAAUAGUUUUACAACGUGUACCGCAAUGGCGGCAUUAGAAUUGACGUGCAGAAUCGUGCAAGCUUUACAGACCACAGCCGAAACCGCGUACGACAUGGUUAGUCCAGGUCCUAGUGUAAGGUGCAAAAACAAAGGGCAAAAGGGUCGACGAAAAAGAUACAAUCAACCAUUAGAUAUUCGUGAAGGAGUGGCUAAUGCUUACACAUUGGUUAAGGAGGGUUUAGGCGAGACCGCAACCCAACUGGUUCGAGUGGCAAGUGAGGAGCACGAGCACAAGGGUACAGUCGGUGCUGUCGGUGGAGUGCUCCGACAAAUUCCACCCACAGUCGUGAAGCCAAUUAUUCUGGCUACAGAAGCGACCAGCAAUGUGUUGGGUGGUAUGCGAUCGUCAUUGGUACCCGAUGCGCGCCGAGAGGCGGUUCAGAAGUGGCGGCAAGAUUCUGACGCAAACUAAUUUCGUUAAAAAAACACACAAAAGAAAUUUAUUAAAUCAUUAAUUCGGAUGAUCAGUCAGUUUUGCUCAAAUCACGCUUUUCGAUCGCAACUGAUUUGAUAUCCAGCCAUUUUUUUUAUUAUGAUAUAUAUGAUACGUAGACGAGAGAUAGAAAAAAAGAAGAAAUAGACAUGCAAAACACUCGUACGUUUACGUUUGUAUUGAUGAUCGUGAAACCGAUUAUCUUGGUAACUUUGUGAUGAAGUGAUUUAUUCUUAUUAGAUUUAUACGACAAGAUCUUGCUGAUGUUAGCAGAGAGAAUAAGAGAACAAUAGACCUAAGAUAUGAAUAUUCAACGACAGUCUGAUGGAAGAAUGAAAAGAGAAUUCACUAUUGAGUUCAUUUGCGAGUGCACCUAAAUAGUGAUAUAUAUGUAUAUAUAGAGAGAGAGAGAGAAAGAGAGAGAAAGAGAGAGAGAGAGAGAGCGAGAGCGAGAGCGAGAGUUAGUUUACAAUGAGAAUGAAUCACACUCUAUAUAUAUAUUGGGCUAAAAUAUCCUCUUCUCUUUCUCUCUGUUCCGCCUCUUCUUCUUUUUUCUCUUUGCCUUGCGUAUGUGCGCGUGUAUGUGUUACACCUCCGAUAAAUCACAUACACGUAUAUUCAUUUGAUCAUGUAAAAUGUAAAUGUUUUAUACAAAAUGUGAUAUAUAUACAUAUAUG
Molecule: messenger RNA, 7529 nt
Organism: Pseudomyrmex gracilis
Lineage: Eukaryota; Metazoa; Arthropoda; Insecta; Hymenoptera; Formicidae
Gene: Atg2
Product: autophagy-related protein 2 homolog B
Exons: 16
Coding region: 550-6831 (2093 amino acids)
Biological process (GO): piecemeal microautophagy of the nucleus; autophagosome assembly; reticulophagy
Cellular component (GO): phagophore assembly site; extrinsic component of membrane
Molecular function (GO): phosphatidylinositol-3-phosphate binding
Source: RefSeq, a predicted model, not a curated record